AAAGUCCCCGGAGUAGUAGCCGUUGCCCGUUCGUUUCCGCUCCUUCCCAAAACAUUCGCGCGAUGCUCCUCCUCCUCUCCAAUUCCUCCUCCCCUCUCUUCCACUGCGCGAAUCCCCGCCCCUCUCCUCCGAAACCCUACAUGCGAAUCCACUCCCCUCUCCACUCGCCCCGCCCUCGUUCUCCCACCCCUCGAACCCACCUCUCCGCCGCGCUCCACCCCGUCGCCCUCCCCGACCAGGGCGGCGCCGAGGAGGAGCUCGCCCCGCCCUCGGCGGCGGCGGUGGCCGCCGCAGUCCGCCGCGCGUCGGCGGCGUCGCCUGUGGAGUUCACGCGGCGCCGCGUGGAGGAGAAGGAGGGGGAGGAGGGCGGCGGGGUCGUCAUGCCAAGCCCCGAUUUCCGGCGCCUCUGCGUCGAGCAGCUGCAGCUGUUCCGGAUGGUCGUCCAUCGGGAUGCUGCGUUGUCGGUCUACGUUAGGCCAGCAGGCAGUUAUGUUAUGGAUCAGUUAGAACUGCGUCAAGUUGCUAAUUUCCCGGGAAUUGAUGUUCCUGAGAUUUCGCAGUGUAUCUUAUUAGUUGCCAAUUUUGCUAUACCUGCUGGGCUACGUGCGGCUGAAGCUGCAUUGCUGAAGCAGCAAGUGGACUUUAUACCUGAAUCUAGAUCUUUCGUUCUUCCAAUGGUGAAACAUCCAUUUCUUGUGGGCUUCUUAGUUGUGGAGCUUCCAAAAUUGGAACUGGCUACAAAUAUGGAUGCACUUGGUACUGAAGAACAGUUACUGUAUAACCCUCCUAAAAAUAGAUCAUAUGAUUUGCCUUCACGUUCCUAUGGAAAAUUGUGGGAAAUUCAGCCUUCUGGAGAAGAUUUGCAGAAAGCUUAUGUUCAGUUUACUAAUGAGCAGAGAUCAAGAGCUAUUAUGAUUUCUAAUUCUUUGGCCAUGGCAUACGUCAUGGAUCAGAAAGCAUUGUUGCUCCAACAAACAUCCUGGCAAAAUAAUGUCAGAAUGAGUCAUUUAGUAGAACAAAUUCGUGGACCUCUUGCCAGCAUAAGAGCUCUUGCAAAAAUGUUGUCUCUUCAUCUGAAGAGAACCGAGAUUCCUUACGAUAUCAUCGAAGACAUACUCAUCCAAGGCGAUCAUAUGAAAGAUGCCUUGCAACAAAUUCAGGAUGUAGUCUAUCUCACCAAGGCUAACAUAGUACGUUGCAAUGAUGAAACACUAAAGAAGAAGCACAGUUCAGCAAAUGGUCAGUUAAAACCUUACCGAUCUUUGCCAUCGGAGAAUAGCUCAGAAGAUGUUGAAAACCUUGGUGUACAGAAGGUGGAUUCAUUACUGCCGCUAGUCUCAGAUAGAAAGGACACCGAGAUGCCUAUGCCACCACUUUGGCUUAUACCUCUUCAACAAUAUAAUACUAGACCAUGCGAUGUCUCAGAUGUGUUAAAGGAUUUGGUCGAAGCUGCUGCACCACUUGUUAAUAAGCAGCAACGCUCACUAGAACUCGGUGGAAUGUCUCAUCCUCUCCUAGUUGCUGUUGAAGAAUCUUCUCUGAGACAGGCACUCAGUAAUCUCAUAGAAGGCGCUCUUCUGCGGACUCACAUUGGUGGCAAAGUUCAAAUAUAUGCAGGUGGAGCACCUGGUGGCGGAGCACUUAUUGUCAUUGAUGAUGAUGGGCCUGACAUGCAAUACAUGACCCAGAUGCGUGCACUCACUCCGUUCGGAGUAGACCUUUUUGCGGAUGGUAUGCUGGGACAACAUGACGUGGAACUUCAUCGCAGGUUUGACUGUAGCUCGCGAGAUUCUGGAGAGCUUCGGCUGUGUCGUUCGCGUCGUCUCGCCCUGCAAGCCCAAUGCUACCAUCGGUACGGGAGGGACGCAUGUCGAACUAUGGUUGCCCUCUGUGCAGUCCGACUCGGCCCACCAGCAAGCGCAAGAAGCGUAGGUAAAUUUAUCUGUUUUUUCGGGUACUUACUGUUGUAAUCUGUAAGCUUCUUGUUUGUUCAUUCAAUAGUAUGUACAUAGUGUUGGCGGAUGAUUAGCAGUGGUGUGGACAAUUUAAAAGUUUGGUAACAAUAUAAUCAGGUUAUAAUUGACUUAUAUGAAGAUUGUUUAUGUAUAAUCAUUGUUUAAUCAUGCUCACAUUGUUAAUCCGUGAUA
Molecule: messenger RNA, 2147 nt
Organism: Ananas comosus (pineapple)
Lineage: Eukaryota; Viridiplantae; Streptophyta; Magnoliopsida; Poales; Bromeliaceae
Product: chloroplast sensor kinase, chloroplastic
Source: RefSeq, a predicted model, not a curated record